AUGGGCAAGCUCACGUCGACCAUCGGUAUUCCAAUCAAACUUUUGAAUGAAGCGCAAGGCCAUGUUGUCACUCUCGAACUCACAUCGGGCCAGGUGUAUCGCGGCAAGCUUUUGGAAGCCGAAGACAAUAUGAACGUGCAGCUCAAAGACAUCACAGCGACAGCGAGGGACGGCAGAGUAUCACAUCUUGACCAGGUAUACAUACGAGGGAGCCACGUUCGAUUUUUCAUCGUGCCAGACAUGCUACGAAAUGCGCCUAUGUUCAAGAGCAGAGGGACAAGAGGUCGUGGUGUCGGUCUGGCAAGAGGACGAGCGACAGUCAACAGAGCGAGAGCUGGUCGACGAGGCUGA
This is a messenger RNA of Cyphellophora attinorum, 351 nucleotides long. Its product is annotated as Small nuclear ribonucleoprotein Sm D3. Gene Ontology annotation, cellular component: U12-type spliceosomal complex; U2 snRNP; commitment complex. The record is from RefSeq and is a predicted model, not a curated record. Lineage: Eukaryota; Fungi; Ascomycota; Eurotiomycetes; Chaetothyriales; Cyphellophoraceae. The transcript is spliced from 3 exons. Gene Ontology annotation, biological process: spliceosomal snRNP assembly; RNA processing. Gene Ontology annotation, molecular function: RNA binding. Bases 1 to 351 code for a protein of 116 amino acids.